Molecule: messenger RNA, 1218 nt
Organism: Clonostachys rhizophaga
Lineage: Eukaryota; Fungi; Ascomycota; Sordariomycetes; Hypocreales; Bionectriaceae
Source: the annotation of a GenBank genome assembly
AUGUCUGGCGAAGAGAAGAGCCGCGUCUCUGGCGAGACUUCCCGCUCUGCGAACUCGCCCGUCCUUCCUACCGUCAACCCUCAAGCUGAGAAGGGCCAGCGACAGGCUGGCUUCUCCAUCCACCCAGCUUUCUAUGUCGUUGUCUGGAUUGCUUGCAGCUCCUCCGUUAUCCUGUUCAACAAAUGGCUGCUCGACACCCUCAACUUCCGCUACCCUGUCAUCCUCACCACGUACCAUCAGGUCUUCGCCACUGUCAUGACCCAGGGCAUGGCUCGCUUUACCACACUCCUAGAUGGUCGUAAGAAUGUCAAGAUGACCGGCCGCGUAUACCUCCGAGCUGUCGUUCCUAUCGGUCUCUUCUUCAGUCUGAGCUUGAUUUGCGGCAACUUGACGUACCUGUACCUGUCCGUUGCUUUCAUUCAGAUGCUCAAGGCCACCACCCCUGUUGCCGUGUUGAUUUCUGGCUGGUGCCUCGGUGUUUCCAAGCCAAACCUCAAGCAGUUCCUCAAUGUCUCUGCCAUUGUCGUCGGUGUCAUUGUCGCCUCCUUCGGCGAGAUUCACUUCGUUCUCGUCGGUGUUCUGUACCAGAUUGCUGGUGUCAUUUUCGAGGCCCUCCGUCUUACCAUGGUUCAGAGACUUCUCAGCUCUGCCGACUUCAAGAUGGACCCUCUCGUGUCUGUGUACUACUUUGCCCCUGUCUGUGCCCUGAUGAACGGACUUGUUGCCCUCAUCUGGGAAGUCCCCAAGGUCACCAUGGACGAGGUUUACCACGUUGGUCUUUUCACUUUCUUCCUCAACGGCUGCUGCGCCUUCAUGCUUAACGUCUCCGUCGUUCUUCUGAUUGGCAAGACCUCCGCUGUUGUUCUCACCAUCUGCGGUGUCCUCAAGGAUAUUCUCCUGGUCAUUGCCUCGAUGAUGAUCUGGGGAACCCAAGUUACCGGACUCCAGUUCUUCGGUUACUCCAUUGCUCUGGGCGGUAUGGUUUAUUACAAGCUUGGCUUUGAGCAAAUCAAGGGUUACGUUGGUGAGGGUAACCGCCAGUGGGCCGAGUUCGGUGCCCGCAAGCCUGUUCUCCGCAAGCUUACGAUCAUCAUCGCAUCUGCCUUUGUUCUGUUCACCCUCUUCGGUGGAUUGGCCCCUACCUACGCUCCUGAGUACGACCCACGCAAGCUCAGCCUUAGCAGCAACCCCUGGGCCAAGCCCGGAGUGAAGAACUAG